Molecule: messenger RNA, 999 nt
Organism: Spea bombifrons (plains spadefoot toad)
Lineage: Eukaryota; Metazoa; Chordata; Amphibia; Anura; Pelobatidae
Product: trace amine-associated receptor 4-like
Exons: 1
Coding region: 1-999 (332 amino acids)
Biological process (GO): G protein-coupled receptor signaling pathway
Cellular component (GO): membrane
Molecular function (GO): trace-amine receptor activity
Source: RefSeq, a predicted model, not a curated record
AUGAGUUAUUGCUUUAACCUCGUUAAUGGCUCCUGCCCGAAAGUCAACAUACCUCUUUUGAGAUUUUCAGUUAUGUGUUUUGUCAUGUUUGUGGGUAUAAUAAUGACUAUUGUGGGAAAUCUAAUGGUGAUUACUUCAGUUGCUCAUUUUAAAGAGCUCCACAGCCCAACCAACUUCCUCAUCUUAUCCUUGGCUAUUACAGAUUUCCUUCUUGGACUGGUAGUCAUGCCUUACAGCAUGAUUCGAUCCGUGACUUCCUGCUGGUACUUCGGAGAUUUAUUCUGUAAACUACACAAUAGUCUUGACAUGAUGUUCUGCACAACCUCUAUAUUUCAUCUAUUUUUCAUAGCUUUAGAUCGUUAUUAUGCAGUGUGCCAUCCACUACACUAUUACAGAAAAAUAACAAUUCCUGUAAUAGGCGUUUACUUAUUUAUUAGCUGGUCUUUUCCUUGUGUUUAUUCAUUUAGCCUUGUUUUGUCAAAUGUGAAUAUGGAAGGUUUAGGAGACAAAGUGCACUCGCUCUCCUGCACUGGCUCUUGCGCCCUUUUGUUCAAUAAACGUUGGUCAAUAUUUAAUACUUUAAUAUGUUUCUAUAUUCCUGGUACCAUGAUGAUUGGCAUUUACAUUCACAUAUUUUAUAUUGCAAGAAAACAGGCCAAGAUGAUACAGGGUCAACCAAAUUAUAUGGAGUCAAAUACUAAGAGUAAAAAUUCCUUGAAAAUAGAGAGUAAAGCAGCAAAAACAUUAAGUUUGAUUAUGGGAGUGUUUAUUUUGUGCUGGCUUCCAUUUUUUAUUGUGGCUUUAGUAGAUCCCUUUUUGAAUUUUACAACCUCUGAUAAUAUAAACAAUGCUGUUCUGUGGCUUGGUUAUUUUAACUCCACAGUUAACCCUAUCAUCUAUGCUUUGUUUUACCCAUGGUUUCAAAAAUCAUUUGGAUUUAUCAUAAAAGGCACUAUAUUUAAGGCAGACUCCUCUUCUUUACACGUGCUAAGUAAAUAA